Candida albicans SC5314 is the source of this 3660-nucleotide messenger RNA. RefSeq names its product U2 snRNP complex subunit. Gene Ontology annotation, biological process: mRNA splicing, via spliceosome. Gene Ontology annotation, molecular function: protein binding; U2 snRNA binding. Bases 1 to 3660 code for a protein of 1219 amino acids. Lineage: Eukaryota; Fungi; Ascomycota; Pichiomycetes; Serinales; Debaryomycetaceae. The transcript has a single exon. The record is from RefSeq and is a predicted model, not a curated record. Gene Ontology annotation, cellular component: U2 snRNP; nucleus.
AUGAUGAUGAGAGAUGGAAAUAUCUCGGGACCAAAAAAAAAAAAAUUUACCACCAAGUGUAGACCAUUUUCUUUCUACAAAAACAGACAUAUUAUAAUGUUGAUAAAUGAUGAAUCAGUAUACUUGUAUAAUUUAACUUUGAAGCCGCCUUCAUAUUAUAUAUCCUCGAUAGUGGGGCAGUUUUACAAACAAGACAAUUCCACCAAGAAUGCGCAACAAUUAGUUCUUGUCUCAUCUACUACAUUACAAUUAUUCGAAAUAAAUGAAGAAGCAGGGAAACUUGAACUUCAAUCUUCUCAAAACCUACUUGGAAUAAUCAAUAGCAUUGAAAAGAUUUGUCUUUCUGAAGUUGACGGGGUAGUCAUUACCAGUGAUUCAGGAAAUCUCUCAAUUUUACAAUAUGACAAUAAAACUAAAAAAUUUAUCUCAAAGAUUCAAGAGCCAAUGACAAAAAAUGGAUGGGGGAGAAAUUAUGUUGGUGAAAAUUUGGCCAUUGACCCUGAGAAUCGAUGUAUAUUAGUAGCAGCAAUGGAGAAGAAUAAGCUAUUUUAUAAAAUAGAAUCAAAUUCUCUGGGAAGCAAGGAGUUAAGUUCACCUUUAGAGGCACAUUCUAAGCAAGUAUUAUGUUUGAAAAUAGUUGCGUUGAAUACAGAUCAUAACAAUCCAUUAUUUGGAGCUCUUGAAUUGACUCCAGAGAAAAAGUGUAUUAUAAAUUAUUAUGAAUUAGAUCAAGGUUUGAACCAUGUUGUUAAAAAGAAACCCAAUUCGUCAAAUCUGGAUCCAUUACCCAAUGAUGUUAACUAUUUGAUCCCGUUACCUGGUCAUAUUGGAGGUAUGGUUGUUUGUGGGACCAAUUGGUGUUUCUAUGAUAAAUUAGAUGGUCCUAGAAUAUAUUUACCUUUGCCAAGACGAAACGGACAAACACAAGAUUCCAUUAUUGUUAACCACGUUACCCAUGUUUUGAAGAAGAAAAAAUUUUUUAUAUUACUACAAAACGCAUUAGGUGAUUUGUUUAAAUUAACUGUUGAUUAUGAUUUUGAUAAAGAAAUUAUUAAGAAUAUAUCAAUUACUUAUUUUGAUACUAUCCCACCGGCACUCAGUCUAAAUAUUUUCAAGAAUGGAUUUUUAUUUGCCAAUGUAUUAAAUAAUGAUAAAUUGUUGUAUCAAUUUGAAAAAUUGGGUGAUGAUUUAACAGAAGGUGAAUUGGUCAUCAAUUCUUCGGAUUAUGAAAGUUUGAACAGUGUCCGGGAAUCCGUCACCUCAUUUAAGUUGAAAGGAUUGGAUAAUUUGGCAUUGAUUGACGUUUUGGAAACAUUGAGUCCUAUAACUGAUUCUAAAAUUAUAGAUUCCAAAUUAGUCACUUUAUCUUCUCAUUCAUAUGUCAAAUCGAUAACUCAUGGUGUUCCAACAACUACAUUAGUUGAGUCCCCAUUGCCUAUAACGCCAACAGAUAUUUUCACAACCAAAUUAUCACUAGAGUCGGCCAAUGAUGAAUAUUUAGUGAUAUCGUCAUCGUUGUCUUCCAAAACAUUGGUGCUUUCUAUUGGAGAAGUUGUUGAAGACGUUGAGGAUUCUGAAUUUGUGUUAGACCAACCUACUAUAGCAGUACAACAAGUAGGAAUUGCAUCAGUAGUACAAAUUUAUUCUAAUGGUAUUAAGCAUGUGAGGACGGUAAAUGGGAAUAAAAAAACUACUGAUUGGUUCCCGCCAGCAGGAAUAACAAUUACUCAUGCCACUACUAAUAAUCAACAAGUUUUAAUUGCCUUAUCCAAUUUAAGUGUGGUGUAUUUUGAAAUUGAUGCAACUGAUGAUCAAUUGAUUGAAUAUCAAGAUCGAUUAGAAAUUGCAACCACGAUAACAGCAAUGGCAAUUCAAGAAAACAUUAGUGAAAAAAGUCCAUUUGCAAUUAUUGGCUGUUCUGAUGAAACAAUUCAAGUGGUCUCGUUACAGGAACACAAUUGUCUUGAAAUCAAAUCUUUACAAGCAUUAUCGGCGAAUAGUUCUAGUUUGAAGAUGUUAAAACUGUCGGGUAAAGAGACACAUGUACAUAUUGGUAUGGAGAAUGGUGUUUAUGCAAGAAUCAAAAUAGAUACUAUAAAUGGGAAUCUCUCGAAUAGCAGAGUUAAAUAUAUUGGUUCCAAACCGGUAAGUUUAAGUGUUAUUAAAUUUUCUAAUGAAAUAGAAGGAAUAUUAGCUAUUUCUUCAGCACCUUGGAUAUCUUAUUUAUACCGAGAUUCUUUCAAGAUAACACCAUUGUUGGAAAUUGACAUUACUAAUGGAUCUUCAUUCAUAUCUGAAGAUAUUGGUGGUGAAGGAAUAGUUGGAAUAAAAGAUAACAACUUGAUAAUAUUUUCUGUGGGUAAAGAAGAUAGUGUAUUUGACCCUCUGCAAGAUUUGACAAUUGCCACCACAAAAUUGAGAUAUACUCCUAGAAAAAUGAUUACUAAUGGAAAUCGUUUGUUUAUAUCGGAACUGGAAUAUAAUGUGCAAGGACCAUUUAAAUGCAAUAUAAAUGGAGACGUAAAGGAGAAUGUCGAUGAAGAUUACUAUGAAGCAUUUGGUUAUGAAUGGAAGCAAAAUAGUUGGGCUUCAUGUAUUCAAGUUGUCGAUAGCAAAUCAAAUCAAGUUAUUCAAAGCUUGCAAUUGGACGGAAAUGAAAGUAUUGUUUCUAUGAGUGCUGUAUCAUUUAAUAAAACGUCAACACCUUCAGUGCCUGCUUCACAUCUUGUUGUUGGUGUGUGUACCAAUCAAACUAUUUUACCUAAUUCUUAUGAUAAAAGUUAUUUAUAUACUUUUAAAAUUGGUAAGAAACAUUUACAAUUAGUUCAUAAAACUGAAUUGGAUCAUAUACCACAAGUAUUGGAGAAUUUCCAAGACAAAUUAUUAGUUGCAUCUGGUAAUCACAUACGAUUAUAUGAUAUUGGACAAAAACAAUUAUUGAAGAAAUCAACUACCAUAAUUGAUUUUUCAACAAAUAUUAAUAAAAUCAUACCUCAAACAAAUCGAAUUAUUAUUUGUGAUUCUCAUAAGAGUUCUAUUGUAUUUGCCAAAUUUGAUGAAUCUCAAAAUCAAUUUGUUCCAUUUGCUGAUGAUGUAAUGAAACGACAAAUCACUUCGAUUAUGAAUUUGGAUAUUGAUACAUUAAUUGGUGGUGAUAAAUUUGGGAAUAUAUUUGUUACUCGAAUAGAUGAAGAUAUUUCAAAACAAGCCGAUGAUGAUUGGACAAUAUUGAAAACUCAAGAUGGGAUUUUGAAUAGUUGUCCAUAUAAACUACAAAAUUUGAUUGAAUUUCAUAUUGGAGAUAUCAUAACUUCAUUCAAUUUGGGUUGUUUGAAUUUGGCUGGUACUGAAAGUGUCAUAUAUACUGGAUUACAAGGGACAAUUGGAUUAUUGAUCCCGUUGGUUUCGAAAAGUGAAGUUGAAUUGUUAUUUAAUUUGCAACUCUAUAUGCAACAAUCACAAAAUAAUCUUGUUGGUAAAGAUCAUUUGAAAUUAAGAAGUUAUUACAAUCCAAUUAAAAAUGUGAUUGAUGGGGAUUUAUUAGAACGAUUUUUGGAAUUUGAUAUAUCAUUGAAAAUUGAAAUUUCUAGAAAAUUGAACAAAAGUGUUAAUGAUAUUGAGAAAAAAUUGAUUGAUUUAAGAAAUAGAUCUGCAUUUUAG